Hippocampus comes (tiger tail seahorse) is the source of this 5539-nucleotide messenger RNA. RefSeq names its product Kruppel like factor 5a (gene klf5a). The transcript is spliced from 5 exons. NCBI's taxonomy places the organism in Eukaryota, Metazoa, Chordata, Actinopteri, Syngnathiformes, Syngnathidae. Gene Ontology annotation, biological process: regulation of transcription by RNA polymerase II. Gene Ontology annotation, molecular function: DNA-binding transcription factor activity, RNA polymerase II-specific; RNA polymerase II cis-regulatory region sequence-specific DNA binding. The coding region runs from base 1440 to 2804 and encodes 454 amino acids. The record is from RefSeq and is a predicted model, not a curated record.
CCUCAGGUAACACAUUGUUCGCAAAAGUGCCCAAGUAUUCAUUUUUCCUGGCACACGUCGCUGUUAUUGUGCUCAUCCAUCUUCUCAUCGGUUGCCUGCCGCAUUAUUCUUGAAUUGGAUGAUUGGCAUAUUUUACAUUACCUCAUAGUAUAAAAGGGAAAGCCACCUGGUAGUUAGGAGUUCAGUGCAGCUGCUGUUGCACAUUGAUUAUUCUGCACGGUACGUUGCUGAACAACAGUGCCGGAAUUCCUUCCUUGGUUCCCCGCCAGUUUGCAGUCCCCCUUUUUUUUAUUUUUUUUUUUACAUUCUCGUCCGCUUUUGACUCUUACUCGGUAAUGCCUGCGCUAAUCUUCAGGCUAAACCUAAGACUUGGCUGGCAUCCUCCUGGAUUUCGCGCCAAUGCUGACAGACGGGCAUUCGUUUGUUCUGUUUCUUCUGAGGAAAAAUGUUGUAAGUGUGUGUCAUCGUGGCUCUUUCCAAACUCAAGCAAAACAAUAAAUGUGAGGCGGGAUUGGCACAUCUCCGCACUCGCUUUAUCACUGGCCAAACACUGAACACUUCUGAUAGAUAGAUAGAGGAGUGCCAAAAGCUUAUUUAUUGCUUCUCGCUCAACCUCUGGCAGCUGCUAGCGGUUGAGCUGCACUGUGUUUGUUUACACAAUACCAUACCAAUGGUCCAUAGCCAUUCAUGUGAAUACAAUUGCCAUUGUACCUCUCGUAAAAUCAUCAAUGUUUGCCGGUUCGAGGUUACGAGUUAAAAAAAAAAAAAAUUGCCCGUAGUUUAAGAAUACGUUGUCACAAGGAGGCAGGCUCAGUCACCGCCGUACUUAAGAUUUUCCAUUGAUUGUUGAUUGAUUGCGUCACCGUCAUACUGUCCAUUCAAAAUCAGGGUACAUGGUUGAGGUCGAAACGAAACUCCGGCGUACAUCGCUGACUUUCAACAACAAAAAACUUUUUAUGGACUCAAGGCAAUGCGAAUGUCUUACAUGUCGUUUGUCCCCAAUUUUAACGCGUUGCACUUCAAUUCCCUCGCGUAAAAUGAUUUGUAAUUCGAACGUGGAAAGGUUUGUUCCACCUUGAUUUACCCUUGCGGCUGCGCGUCGUUAAUGUGUUUCGACAGCGAGUUCAGGGCGGUGGCCGCGUUUGAAUGAGUGAUGUGCAGCCUUUUAAAGGUCUGGUGGGCGGUGCGAGUGCUCUAUUUACACCAGGCCCGCUCCGCCCUGCACGCCGCGCUUAGAAAACUGAUGGUGGGCCGCUGGAGGAGGCGAGACAAGUGCAAACGGGGAUGUGAGCAAGAUCGUCCGGUUCCACUCCCUCCCCCGGCUCGAUUGUAGCAUCCUCCUCCUCUUCCUUCUCUUUUCGGCGUUUUGAAACGGGGCUCGUUUCGAGUGGUUCUUGUUUGUUUUGGGGUUUUUUUUUUCCUUCCCUUUUGGGAGCUCAAUGGCUGCGACAUUGGCGAUGAGCGGAGGCGGUGGCGGGCACGAGGAGCCCUUCUACCCGUUGCACAAGGCGUCCUUGCCCGCAGGAUUCCACUUGGAGGACUUCGGCUUGGAGUUCAAGAUGAGCGAGUCGGACCGAGGCGGACACGGCGUCUACACGCAGGCAAAGUGUGAGAUGGACCGCUAUCUCUCCCCGGAGCCACUUGCAGACACUCUCAAGGCCCAAAGAGAAAGCGCCGCAGGGGUGGAUCACUUUUUCGGGGAGGCGCCCUACACCCUCAACAUGAAUCUCUUCCUGCCCGACGUGGCUUACCCGAGACCGGGCUUGGCCCAGCCGCCGCGGCCCCCUCAGCCCCACGGGGACCUCGUUCAGAUCAAGACGGAAACGGCGGAGCCGUGCUUCUCUCAGAACCUCCAGGUGCCCACGAGUAGCUGCGGCGGCGCCCUGGAGGCCAACAUGACGGGCUUGCCCGACUUCACCAGCGCUUUCAAUCAGCCGGGCAGCGAGGCCCUGCCGGAGGUGUUCAUCAAACAGGAGAUGUCGUCGCCGUUCGAGCAGCAGCUUCACCAGCACGACGGCGGCGCCUCGCUCUUCCAGCUCCUGAUCUCGGGCUUGGAGCAUCACCAUGGCGACGGCAUGGAUGCUCACCAUCAUCCCAACCCUCAGCAGCAGCAGCAGCACCUUCCGCACUCCUCCGCCGUCCACACGCCCUUCCGUAGCACCCAACCAGAUCAGACUGCUAAGUCUUCCUUCUGCGGCGGCCCCCCGUAUUCACGCCCGCAUGCCCACUUCUUCCAGCAGCAGCAGCAGCAGGCGGCCUACCUGCCGCCCUCGCCGCCCAGCUCCGAGCCGGGCAGCCCCGACAGGCAGAAGGAACUCCUGCACACCAUGUCGCCGCCGCCCUCGUACGCGGCCACCAUCGCCUCCAAGCUGGCGGGCGGCGCCCCUGGACUGGCGCCCGAAACCUUGGCGCUGCCGCUUUCGGGCGCCGCACCCGCCGUGCCGGGGCAAGCCGCGCCGCUGCCCCACGCCCCCGCGGCCACGCAGUCCCUCACCGCCGCCCGCUACAACCGCAGGAACAACCCUGACUUGGAGAAGCGACGGAUCCACCACUGUGACUAUCCAGGCUGCAAGAAGGUCUACACCAAGUCGUCCCAUCUGAAAGCCCACCUCAGGACCCACACGGGUGAGAAGCCUUACAGAUGCACGUGGGACAGCUGCGACUGGCGCUUCGCCCGCUCGGACGAGCUGACGCGCCAUUACCGCAAGCACACGGGCGCCAAGCCCUUCCAGUGCGCCGUGUGCUCGCGCUCCUUCUCCCGCUCGGACCACCUGGCCCUGCACAUGAAGAGGCACCAGAACUAACACUUUGACCACGCCCGACGCGCUCGCUCAUGCCAUUUUGUUGUUGGUGGUGUUGUUUUCUUCAUUUCGGGCAGGGGGGGUUAUUACUUUUUUUUUUUUUUUUUUCUCCACACCGACUCCUCUCGGUGGAGCGGGAACAACUGGAAGCUUCAGAUGCACUCAGUCCAGACCGGCCCCAAAAAGGUCCGGCAAUCCGUUGAUGAGCGGAACGAUGGCACUUAACCCCGCGGACGAGCGGUGAGCACGUGCCCCGCACGGUUGUCAGAUUCGGGAUCGGAGUCUCGGCUCCGUUGGACAAGUGCGGCGUUGGCGUGUUCUCCGGGUUCCUCCCACAUUCCGAAAAACAUGCACGCGAGGUGCAUUGAAGACUCUAAAUUGUCCACGGGUGUGAAUGGGAGUGUGACUGCUUUUGUUUGUCUGGCCUGUUCGCAACAGGGUGACUUUUCCGGAUGAACCUAAAAUGCUUGUGAAGUUUUGUUUUGUUUGUUUGUUUGUUUGAUUUUUCUGCACAACUGGCUGUUGGGGCCAAUAAAUUCCUGAUUUAGUCCUCGUCAUCGCGCUGGUCACAUUUUGACAUCGUGAGACCAGAAUGAGUCCUGACAAGUGAUCAACGGUGGCGCUGAAUGAUUUUGAAAAAUAAUCAGUCCCGCCCUUUGAUGUUGCGACUCUCUCUUUUAUUAUUUUUCUUCCCAAGUUGCUCUUCCAAUGUACUCUGAACAAACGCAAGCAAUAAGUCAACCCGUUAUGACAAUAAAUGUCCGCUUUACUAUACAGAAAUGUUCUGGUCUUAAAAAGUGAGGCGAAAGGCAUACGCAGCCUUAAUUCAUCGGAACGACACUUUAUCUCCUUCGGUUGCGAACUUGCUCGACAGCGGGACACGGCGCUCGCCGUGACGGCUUCCCCAAAAUUCUGUCAAGCGAGUGCUGCGUGAGCAGAAGUCACGAAGUCAUAAAUCAGAUGACAGCAGCAAUGCAAACAAAUGUGAGGGCUGUGUCGCUUCACCAUUUUCACGCUUCACGAAACGAUGCAAUGUGAACGCGCCGACCGCUCUCGAUGUUGCGGUUCGCUUCCCAAGGUGCAGCUGCACGAUAUCUUCUCAAUUCUCCCAAAUGUUCCUGCAACGAGCAAACGGCUCUUGCUAUUGUCGGUUGUACUCACAUUUUGGUGUCGCCAUGAAAAAGGUUGAGGUGGUUUUGAUUUAAAAAAAAAAUGGGGGGGGGGGGUGAUAGUCUUCCUGAAUCAUGUGCAGUGAGAAGAUGGGAUAGUCCAUUGCAUGAGAAGGAAACGAUCAUGAUGAAUGAAUUUUGCUUCUGCGGCCGGUUUGGUCCGUAAAAAGUCAGAAAAUAGGCAAAAAAUUGUUUUCCAAAGUCCAAGCGGAUUUUUGCAAAUUAUUUUGACUCAAGACAAUGAGAAGAUCGACCGCCGAUAGGCUGAAAUUUUGACGUUUGGGACAAUUUUAGGCUUCGGUGAUCAGAAGUGAUCAGCCAUUCAUUUGACGAUCAAUUAGUUAUCGGGUCAUCGAUGCAGCUCCACACCGGUUGUCAUUUUUUGCCAUUCAGCUGUUUAGAGGACACCGUUUUAUGCAAAAAAAAACAACAAAAAAAAAACAUCGGACAGUUGGACAUGCGCAUUCAGAAAGGUCAAAUGGAGUUUUCGUGCGAACUACAUUUUUGGUUCACCAUGAAAAUGUUUUUGUGAGUCGUAUGACUGGCUGGCGACCAGUCCAGGGUGUUGCCCGCCUUUUGGCCCAAGUCCGCCACGACCCGAACAAACAAACAUGCGGCGUGGCAAAUGGAUGAUUGAAUGAAUGUGCAAAACUAGUCUUGCCAAAUCUUAUUUUGUUACUUCCUAGAACUGGAAUAUCUCGUUUGUGCUUUUUGUUGUUGUUGUUUGUUUUUCAAUCAAAUCAUUUUGUUUGCACACACACACACACACACACACACACACACACACACACACACACACGAAAAAAGAUAAUGCAGACCAAUGAGACAAUAAAAAACGACACCGCUAGACGAUCGGUGCGUCAGGAGAUGGAAGGAAGGGAAAAAGGGGGCGAGGCGGAUUUAUAGAAGGAUUUUUUUUUUUUAAUUCAGCGAGGGAGUUUGCUAAAGAGCAGCAAUUAGCUGAUCAAUUAUUCAUUUUGUCUUUUAGCGAAGCAGACACAAACACGAGCGGCUUAAAAAAACACUCUCUCGUCUCCUCCUCUUUUCAUUUUUCUUUUUUGCCGUGCAUCUUCCCAGCUCUUUUUUUUGUUGUUUUUUUAACCAAAGCCUGUCAGCAUCUCCAACCUUUCCUCAAAGUGCCUCGAUGUCGUCUGCCUUGUGUUGGAAUUCAUGGUAGCAAAGCUGUGUUGCACUGAGACUUUCAAACAAUCACGGUGCUGUUGUUGUUUUUCUUUCAUUUUUUUUUUAUUGUUGCAACAAAAGGAAUGGUGAAACGUUUCAUCAGCCGACAUGCAAACAGUCCAAAGUGUGUGUGUGUGUGUGCGUGUGUGUGUGUGUGUGUGUGUGUGUGUGUUGACUCACAGCAGGUAGCAUCCAGAGACUAGCACUGUAAACGUCAAAAUCACGCGACAUCUGACUAUUUAUUUGUGUACAAGUGGGGUUGCUAUCACAUCGCCGUCUUCUGCCCCAGCAAAAAAAUAAAAAAUAAAAUAAUGCCUUAAUGUAAAUACAUAUUGAUGCACUGUAAAUACCUUUUUUUAGCUUUGUUUUUUUUUGUAAAACAAAGGG